AUGAUAUUACGUUAUUCAUCUUUCACUCUUCUUUUACUGUGGUUUUGCAACAGCUCUUUCUUAGACGCUCUCAAUGGUGGAUUUAGUGUGGAAAUAAUCCACCGUGACUCAUCAAAAUCACCAUUUUAUCAUUCCACACAAACCCAAUUCCAAAGAGUUGCCAAUGCUGUGCAUCGUUCCAUCAAUCGUGCUAAUAGUUUGAACCAACCUAUUGUCUAUCCAAACGCAGCCGAGGCCACAGUAACACCAGAUCUAGGUGACUACCUCAUGAGCUAUUCAGUUGGAACCCCACCAUUCCAACUUUAUGGGAUUGUUGACACAGGUAGUCACAUAAUUUGGUUGCAGUGUCAACCUUGUAAAACCUGUUACAAACAAACCACUCCUAUGUUUGAUCCUUCAAAAUCCACAACCUACAGAAUCCUCCCUUGUUCUUCUACUACAUGUCAAAAUAUGACGAGUACCCCUUGUUCCUCUGAUAAAGGGAAACAUUGUGAAUAUACUAUUAACUAUGGUGAUGGGUCACACUCACAAGGAGACCUUAGUGUGGAAACCCUAACUUUAGCCUCCACUAGUGGCUCUCCUAUUCAGUUUCCUAGAAGUGUUAUUGGAUGUGGAUACAACAAUACUGUAUCAUUUGAAGGGAAAAGCUCUGGCAUAGUUGGCCUAGGAGUUGGACCUGUGUCCCUUAUAUCUCAAAUGGGUUCUUCCAUAGGUGGAAAGUUUUCUUAUUGUUUGGCUCCAAUGUUUACACAAUCUAAUUCGCCUAGCAAACUCAAUUUUGGAGAUGUUGCUGUGGUUUCUGGAGAUGGGACUGUUUCAACCCCAAUGGUUUUACAUGAUCAACAAGUGUUUUACUUCCUAACAUUGGAAGCAUUCAGUGUGGGAAACAAAAGGGUAGAGUUUGGAAGCUCCUUGUCUGGAUCUGGUGGAAAGGGAAAUGUGAUAAUUGACUCUGGUACCACACUCACUCUCUUGCCAAAUGAUGUCUACUCUAAAUUGGAAUCAGCAGUAGCAGAAGCAAUCAAAGUAGAGCGUGCUGAGGAUCCAAGUAAUCGAUUAAAGCUAUGCUACAAAACUACACUUGAUAAACUAGAUGCACCAGUAAUUACUGCACAUUUUAGUGGUGCAGAUGUCAAGUUGAAUGCUAUGAAUUCCUUUCUUCAAAUGACCCACACGGUAGUAUGCUUGGCUUUCAGCUCAAGUGGAAAUCUUGUCAUCUUUGGGAACUUGGCACAACAAAACCUCUUGGUUGGCUAUGACCUCCAAGAAAAGAAAAUUUCCUUUAAGCCCACGGAUUGUACAAAGUUUGUUUUUGUGAUGGGUUGGAGAUACAACGCUGGCUUGUUCCUCAUAGCCACCGUCGUUGUUAUUUGGGUUACCUCCGCUGAAGUUACCCAGGAUAUUUUUACAGAUUAUAAGCAGCCAUUUGCAGUGACAUAUCUUGGAGCUUCUCUUAUGGUAGUUUACCUCCCAAUAGCAUUCAUUAAGGACUGGUUCUGUAACUUACUUAAAUCCCGCUCCUCUAAAAGUGGUAAAAAUGCAGAGUGCGUGGAUGAGUUUUCUGUCAGUAUUAGCUCUCCUCUCAAAACCAAUGGAAUGCAGAACAACUUUGAACUGGAACUGGGGAGUGUGAUUCGAAAAGAUAGUGAUUUAGACCUUUCAACGCUUUCAGAUGUAACGCCAUUAGUAACUAAAUAUAAUGAUAAUACUGAUGUGCUAAAGGUGGAGAAAGAACUUACUGCGAAGGAAAUUGCUGCUUAUGGGUUUUACAUUGCACCUAUUUGGUUUAUAACAGAGUAUCUAUCAAAUGCUGCCCUUGCACGAACAAGUGUUGCAAGUACAACAGUAUUAUCAUCAACUUCGGGACUUUUCACUCUUUUCAUUGGUGCAUUUAUGGGUCAAGACACUUUAAAUGUAGCAAAAGUAGUUGCUGUCUUAGUCAGCAUGGCUGGGGUUGUUAUGACAACAAUGGGGAAAACUUGGGCUGCGGAUGAAUCUCAAUUAAGUGAUACCAAUGGAAAGCACUCUUUGGUUGGCGAUCUUUUUGGAAUUCUCUCAGCUAUAUCAUAUGGCCUAUUUACAGUUCUUCUUAAGAAAUUUUCUGGUGAAGGAGAAAGGGUUGAUGUCCAAAAGCUGUUUGGGUAUAUUGGAUUGUUUACCCUAGUAGCACUCUGGUGGCUUGUCUGGCCAUUGAUGGCCUUAGGAAUCGAACCCAAAUUCACCAUUCCCCACUCUGCUAAAGUGGACGAAGUGGUUAUUGCAAAUGGAUUCAUUGGAAGUGUACUUUCAGACUACUUUUGGGCACUUUGUGUUGUAUGGACUACUCCCCUUGUGGCCACGUUGGGAAUGUCACUCACCAUUCCGCUUGCUAUGGUGGCUGACAUGGUAAUUCAUGGUCGGCAUUAUUCAGCAGUAUACAUUCUUGGCUCUGCUCAGGUAUUUGCAGGCUUUGUAAUAGCUAAUCUUUCAGAUCGGUUGACGAAGAAGUUGGGAUUGUAG
Sphenostylis stenocarpa is the source of this 2499-nucleotide messenger RNA. Lineage: Eukaryota; Viridiplantae; Streptophyta; Magnoliopsida; Fabales; Fabaceae. The record is from the annotation of a GenBank genome assembly.